This is a messenger RNA of Lampris incognitus (smalleye Pacific opah), 2893 nucleotides long. RefSeq lists its product as uncharacterized. Gene Ontology annotation, molecular function: protein binding. The coding region runs from base 119 to 2890 and encodes 923 amino acids. The transcript has 17 exons. The record is from RefSeq and is a predicted model, not a curated record. NCBI's taxonomy places the organism in Eukaryota, Metazoa, Chordata, Actinopteri, Lampriformes, Lampridae.
GAGAGGUCAGUUUUGCUAGCACAGCAAGCUAAUGAGCUUGCGUAGGGAAAAGUAAUCAAAGUGUAAUUUAACGUUGGUUUCGGAGAGACUUGACUCGUGUGUCGCUUGCGACAGAGGCAUGGAUUCCGUGGUUUCUCCGACUAUCGGAGAGUUGUUCCUGACUCUCGGUGAGAUGGGCUUCACUGAGGAUCAGAUCAAGGCUGCUGUGCAGGCAGGGCAUUUUUCUGUCACGGAGGCAGCUGAGUGGCUUUUACAAGGACAAAACCUGUGUCACAAAUUGGUUAAGCAGCCCUCCCAGCCUACUGGAACGGCAUUUUCCGCGUUUAACCCUCCCAAAGAGGCAGUGAACCCAAGCAGUUAUGAGUCACACACUGGGCCAACUAACAGCAGAGCAGCAUGCCCUUCUUUGGUCCUGAAAUCACCAGAGUCAUCCGCCUCACCCGAAGACACGCAGCCACUCAUGUCCCGAAUCAAACAGGACAAGAGUGGCUUUGAAGAGCAACAGAGACGACGUGUGGCUCAGGAAGCCAGGGCAGAGAGAAGGCAGAAGAAACAGGAGCGGGAGUUGGUGUUAAAGCGAAUCGCUGAGGAUCGGAGGAGCUUGCAGGAGAAGACCCAGACUAGUACCACCGCUGAGACCACCCCUCUAAAUGACCAAGGCCAGAGGCUUGGGGGAAAGAUUCAGACCAAUGUGGAUAACAACUGCAUCCUUAUAAUUCGGCUACCUUCUGGAGAAUCAAUACGGGAGCGCUUCCCAGCUGAUGCCCCGCUACGUGUGGUAGUGGAGCAUAUCUCAGGACGUCACCCUUCCUUGCCCCCCUUUUCUCUCCUUCAGGGUUUCCCACGGAAACGCUUUGGGGAGGCGGAGCUUGAAUGUUCACUGCACUCCCUGGGCCUCACGCCCAACGCUGCCCUCUGUAUCCAAACCACUCCCCCUGAGACACCCCAGGACCCACCCAGCCCAGCAAAAUCACUCUCAGCAGAACAAGAUAACCAGGCCUCAUUUACCAUGUCCCCACAGCCACAGAUCCCAGUUCCGGAGGAGGCAAGGGGCGAACAGCCUCCCCUGCCUCCACCUUUGCCACACCAGGUAUGGGAAGAGGCAGUAGGUUAUGCAGGCAUCCCCGACGUUGGUCCUCCCUUGUCAGGGCCCUCUCACUUCUGGGGGCGUGGCCAGAAGCUAGUUCCCGGCAAUGCUGAGGAGGCUGCCAGCUCAGAUGAUGAUGAGGAGCAGGAAGGAGUGGGAGACCCACCUCCAAUGCUCAGUGGACUGCCAAGGCUACCCUUUUUCCCAGAAAACAGGGUGCAUGGAGGGUUUGAGCCCAGGCACCAGUGGCCAGAGCAAGGGAAUCGGCUCAGGGAAGACCCAGUAGAGGACCCAGAAGAAGCAGAGGAUGCUGGAGGAAGGGUUUUGCCUGGGGCUGCAGGACUGGCUGCAGUGGAAAGACUUCAAAGAGCAGCACAGCAGCAAGACCUGCAGGCCACCCAGGGCCAACCAUUGCCCCCCAAGAGACCCCUCAGAACACCAAGCAUACCGUCCUUAUGUGUCAUGGCCACACGGGCAACCGUCCACCUCAUGACAGCUCCCAGUAUGCAGUACAGCAGCAGUCUUUCGUGUCUGACCCCCGAGCUCGCAGAACUUCUACUCAACCACAUGUCCCGCGAGAGGCUGCUACGUCCACGCACUCUGGAGCUGUUCUUUGGUUGCCCAUUACAGAAGUUUGUCCUCAACUGCUACCCUUACUCUACAAAUGAGCUUCUACGACAGCUGCGGGCCUUCACUGCACUGAAACACCUGAGCUUGGUCAACUCGCCACUCAUUACUGACUCUGGUCUAACGGUUCUUUCCAGCCUGCUCAAACUCCAGUACCUGAACCUGGCAUCCUGUAGUAAACUGACCGACUCGUGUCUGCUGCAUAUCACAGGUUUAAAGAGCUUGUGUUUCCUGUCCCUGGACCAGACCAAAGUCAGCGAUGCCGGAAUGUUGCUUUAUCUCCAGUCUGCUCCCCCCUGCCUCACCCAACUCAGCCUGAACCAGACUGCUGUGACUGAGUCCACCCUGGCAGUCUUGCCCACCUGUGUUCCACAGCUACGAUUGCUCAGUAUCAAGCAGACCAAGGUGAGUGACGUGUCAGCUUUGAAAGAGCUGUCCAGCCUGCAGACCCUUUACCUGGAUGGGACAGGUGUUACAGAGAGCUCCCUGGAGUGCCUCUCCACCCAUCCUACUCUCUCUGCCCUUAGCUUGGCAGGCAUUCCCGUGGUGGACGGCAACCACAUCCUACAAAUAAUCUCAGGUCUAAGGCUGACCCAGUUCACCCUCCCUGGACGCCAUUCUGUGUCUGACAUCGGGCUGUCCUUCCUCUCCAGACUGUCUCUGUUGUCAGAGUUAGACCUCACAGACUACACCCAAGUCACAGACCAGGGAGUCAGCCAUCUCUCCACUAUGAUCAGGUUGAAGAAGUUGUCUCUCAGUAACACUCAGGUGAGCGAUGUUGGGCUUCUGGCGCUGCACGGCUUACAGGAGCUACAGGAACUGUGUCUGGACCGCACAGCCGUCACAAGCCGAGGGGUGGCUGCCCUCAUAACAUGUCUGCCACACCUCCAGGUGUUGGGGUUAGCCAGUUCACGGGUUGGGGACACUGUAGUGCGUAGAGGUCUGGUCCACUGUAGUCAUCUGCUGAAGCUUAACCUCAGCCGCACGCGCAUCACAGAUCACGGCCUCAAGUUGCUGAAGCACAUGCACUUGUCCCAGGUCAACCUGGAAGGUACUGGAGUGACGUUAGCUGGUAUCGCGAGCCUCUUCUCCUCCACCAGUAUCAGCAGUAUCCGGGCCAGCAACACACGCGCCAUCCUUCCCGACGAGGUUUCGGAUGAUGAUGAAGAAGCCUAAUGA